AUGCCAGGGGCAACCCGAACUGCAUACGCGAUACACCUGCGAUACCGAUCAGCUACUCUGCGUGACACAGCUAUACUACCCGUGAUGGUGCCAACCUACUUCGAAAACGUGAAUCACUUCACCACCUUCCUCAUAGCCUACACGCAUACGCUCCUCUAUCUCCGCGCCAUCUACCCGCGCACCUCCUUCGUCCAUUCACGCUUCCACAACACGCCCGUCUACCAAUCGCGGCACCCGCUCGUUUGUGAAUGGAUAGCCGAUGCCGUCACUGCUGUGCGCGAAGAGCUCUUGAAUGGAAGCGUGUCAAGGCUCGCCAUUGUGAUAUUCAACUACAAGGCGGGGAAGCAGGGCGCCAUGGUAAAUGCCAGGAUAAUGGAGAGGUAUAUGUUCGACGUCAGUACUUUUCCGGUCAUCGAUAAAGAUGAUCAGAACAUGGAGAUUAUGUGGAAGGGCGAAGGAACACCCGACGGAUCUGAUGACGAAGAGGGUGACGAAGAAGGUGACGAAGAGGGCGACAAAGAGGGCGACAAAGAGGGUGACGAAGAGGGCGAUGAAGAGAAUAACGAAGAGAACAACAAAAAGAACAACAAAGAGGAGGAAGAAGAGGACGAAGAAGAGGACCACGAAGAGUGUGAAGAAGAGGACAACGAAGAGGAUGACGACGGAGUCAUGAGAGAACCAAGGGAAAAAGAACUAGAUUCAUAUGUCGAUGUCGACCUCUCUGAGCAGUUCCGCGCUGCUUUGCUUGCAUUGACUAAUCGCACAUCAGUCCUCGCUCCUCUACCGCCGAGUUGCUCGUUCAAUAUUAGUAUGGAGCUCAAGGAUGAGAGAAACAUUGAUCCGCCGAUUAGACAUCUACAGCCCUGGAUUCCAGCCCAACCUAGCUUGCAGAAGAUGGGUAGAAACGAGGACGAGGCUGUCGAAGUAGGGCGACAGAAAGGCAAGGAAGGAGUCGAUCUGGGCGGUGUCCGGAUUCGAGACAUGGGUAGAAGAAGGCAAAGCCAAGUUUGA
Pyrenophora tritici-repentis Pt-1C-BFP is the source of this 1011-nucleotide messenger RNA. The record is from RefSeq and is a predicted model, not a curated record. NCBI's taxonomy places the organism in Eukaryota, Fungi, Ascomycota, Dothideomycetes, Pleosporales, Pleosporaceae.